AUGGCGACUUCCGUCGAUAACCGCCAUUAUCCUCGCCACAACUCCGCCAUGAACGGCGUCGUUCGCUCCUUCAAACCACCACCAGUCCCCUCCCGCUCAUUCGAUCGCAACCGUCACCAAAACCAGACUGCUACCACUAUCUCCGUUCUAACCGAAGAAAAACUCGUCAAAGAAACCGAAACGACCACCGUCACCAUCCUUGACGACCGUUACGAUUCCAGCGACGACGAAGAAGAGAGCCAUAACCGUAACGUACCUUACUACAAAGAGAUGAUUCGUAAAUCAAACAUCGAUUUAGAACCGUCGAUUCUAGAUCCAAGAGACGAAUCAACGGCUGAUAAUUGGAUCCAACGAAACUCAUCAAUGGUACGUCUCACCGGAAAACACCCAUUCAACGCCGAAGCACCACUCCCUCGUCUCAUGCACCACGGAUUCAUCACUCCCGUACCUCUCCAUUACGUACGUAACCACGGUGCUGUACCCAAAGCCGAUUGGUCAGAUUGGGAAAUCGAAAUCACCGGAUUAGUAAAAAAACCAGAGAAAUUCACCAUGGAGAAACUAAUCGCCGAGUUUCCGAGCCGCGAAUUUCCGGUGACACUCGUUUGCGCCGGUAAUCGCCGGAAGGAACAGAACAUGGUGAAACAAACGAUCGGAUUCAACUGGGGAUCCGCCGGAGUUUCGACUUCUUUAUGGAAAGGAGUUCCGUUGAGUGAAAUUCUCCGGCGAUGCGGGAUCUAUAGCCGGAGAGGAGGUGCGAUUAACGUUUGUUUCGAAGGAGCGGAGGAUCUUCCCGGAGGCGGCGGAUCUAAAUACGGAACGAGUGUAAGGAAAGAGAUUGCUAUGGAUCCUUCUAGAGAUAUUAUAUUAGCUUAUAUGCAAAACGGUGAGUUUUUAGCUCCGGAUCAUGGGUUUCCGGUUCGGGUUAUAAUACCCGGUUUUAUUGGUGGGAGAAUGGUUAAAUGGUUAAAACGAAUCAUUGUUACUCCUCAAGAAUCUGAUAGUUACUAUCACUAUAAAGACAAUCGUGUCCUUCCUUCUCUUGUUGAUGCUGAGCUCGCUAAUGCUGAAGCGUGGUGGUAUAAGCCGGAAUAUAUCAUUAACGAGCUUAAUGUAAACUCGGUGAUUACGACUCCGGGUCACGAGGAGAUUUUGCCGAUUAAUGCGUUCACUACGCAGAAGCCGUAUACAUUAAGAGGCUAUGCUUAUUCUGGAGGAGGGAAGAAGGUAACGAGAGUUGAGGUGACUUUAGACGGAGGAGACACGUGGAGUGUAUGUGAGCUUGAUCAUCAAGAGAAGCCGAACAAGUAUGGCAAGUUCUGGUGCUGGUGUUUCUGGUCAAUAGACGUUGAGGUUCUUGAUCUGCUUAGUGCUAAAGAUGUCGCGGUUCGAGCCUGGGACGAGUCUUUCAACACCCAGCCUGAUAAACUCAUUUGGAACCUCAUGGGGAUGAUGAACAAUUGCUGGUUCAGAGUGAGAACAAACGUGUGCAAGCCUCACAGAGGAGAGAUAGGGAUAGUUUUCGAACACCCGACCCGACCCGGUAACCAAUCGGGUGGGUGGAUGGCUAAGGAGCGUCAGCUCGAGAUUUCUUCAGAGUCAAACAAUACCCUGAAGAAAUCUGUUUCAUCUCCAUUCAUGAACACUGCUUCAAAGAUGUAUUCAAUCUCCGAAGUUCGAAAACACAACUCAGUCGAAUCCGCAUGGAUCAUAGUCCAUGGUCACAUCUACGACUGUACACGUUUCUUGAAAGACCAUCCAGGUGGUUCAGACUCGAUCCUCAUCAACGCAGGAACCGAUUGUACCGAAGAGUUUGAAGCUAUUCAUUCAGAUAAAGCUAAGAAGCUUCUUGAAGAUUAUCGUAUCGGUGAACUCAUCACAACCGGCUACGAUUCUUCCCCUAACGUCUCAGUCCAUGGUGGUUCGAACGUAGCUUCUUUGUUAGCUCCAAUCAAAGAGCUAACUCCUACGAAAAACAUCGCUUUGGUCAAUCCACGAGUGAAAGUACCAGUCAGGCUCAUCGAGAAGACUUCGAUAUCUCACGAUGUUCGUAGAUUCCGAUUCGCAUUACCAUCGGAAGAUCAGCAGCUUGGUUUGCCUGUAGGGAAACACAUUUUCCUCUGCGCGAACAUUAACGACAAACUCUGUCUCAGAGCUUAUACUCCGACCAGCACGGUCGAUGCGGUCGGACAUAUCGAUCUAGUCGUCAAGGUUUACUUCAAAGAUGUCCAUCCAAGAUUCCCAAACGGAGGACUCAUGUCACAACAUUUAGACUCGUUACCGAUUGGGGCGGUUUUAGACAUCAAAGGUCCAUUAGGACACAUUGAAUACACAGGUAAAGGUAACUUCAUGGUCAAUGGUAAACCAAAGUUUGCCAAGAAACUAGCCAUGCUUGCUGGAGGAACAGGCAUUACCCCGAUCUACCAAAUCAUUCAAUCGAUACUGAGUGAUCCAGAGGACGAAACGGAGAUGUUUGUGGUUUACGCAAACCGAACCGAAGAUGACAUACUUGUGAGGGAAGAGUUAGAAGGAUGGGCUAAUAAGCAUAAGGAGAGGCUAAAGAUUUGGUACGUUGUUGAAAUCGCAAAGGAUGGUUGGAAUUAUAGUACCGGGUUUAUAACCGAAACAGUGCUGAGAGAACAUAUCCCGGAAGGUUUAGAAGGCGAAACGCUCGCACUCGCCUGUGGACCACCGCCUAUGAUUCAGUUCGCGUUGCAGCCGAAUCUAGAGAAGAUGGGUUACAACGUGAAGGAAGAUCUCUUGAUCUUUUAA
Molecule: messenger RNA, 2769 nt
Organism: Arabis nemorensis
Lineage: Eukaryota; Viridiplantae; Streptophyta; Magnoliopsida; Brassicales; Brassicaceae
Source: the annotation of a GenBank genome assembly